This is a messenger RNA of Cynocephalus volans (Philippine flying lemur), 927 nucleotides long. It is a transcript of the gene RIMS3, whose product is annotated as regulating synaptic membrane exocytosis 3. Lineage: Eukaryota; Metazoa; Chordata; Mammalia; Dermoptera; Cynocephalidae. Gene Ontology annotation, cellular component: presynaptic membrane; cytoskeleton of presynaptic active zone. The record is from RefSeq and is a predicted model, not a curated record. Bases 1 to 927 code for a protein of 308 amino acids. Gene Ontology annotation, biological process: calcium ion-regulated exocytosis of neurotransmitter; regulation of membrane potential; regulation of synaptic vesicle exocytosis. Gene Ontology annotation, molecular function: transmembrane transporter binding; small GTPase binding. The transcript has 6 exons.
AUGUUUAACGGGGAGCCGAGUCCGCCCUCAGCUGGGGCCUCCAGGAACGUAGUGCGGAGCUCCAGCAUCAGCGGAGAAAUCUGCGGAUCCCAGCAAGCUGGGGGCGGGACCGGGACCACCGCUGCCAAGAAACGGCGCAGCAGCCUGGGCGCCAAGAUGGUGGCUAUCGUGGGCCUGACUCAGUGGAGCAAGAGCACACUCCAGCUCCCACAGCCUGAAGGGGCCACCAAGAAGCUGCGCAGCAACAUCCGACGGAGCACGGAGACCGGCAUCGCCGUGGAGAUGCGGAGUCGUGUCACGCGCCAGGGCAGCCGGGAGUCCACUGACGGGAGCACGAACAGCAACAGCUCUGAGGGCACGUUCAUCUUCCCCACCACCCGGCUUGGAGCCGAAAGCCAGUUCAGUGAUUUCCUGGAUGGACUGGGACCAGCCCAGAUUGUGGGGCGACAGACGCUGGCAACACCACCCAUGGGAGACGUCCACCUUGCCAUCAUGGACCGCAGUGGCCAGCUGGAGGUGGAAGUGAUCGAAGCUCGGGGCCUGACCCCCAAACCAGGCUCCAAAUCCCUCCCAGCCACCUAUAUCAAGGUUUACCUGCUUGAGAACGGGGCCUGCUUGGCCAAGAAGAAGACAAAGUUGGCCAAGAAAACCUGUGAUCCCCUGUACCAGCAAGCUCUGCUCUUUGAUGAGGGGCCCCAGGGCAAGGUGCUGCAGGUGAUCGUCUGGGGUGACUAUGGCCGCAUGGACCACAAGUGCUUCAUGGGCAUGGCCCAGAUCAUGCUGGAUGAGCUGGACCUGAGUGCCGCGGUCACCGGCUGGUACAAACUCUUCCCCACCUCCUCAGUGGCAGAUUCCACUCUUGGAUCCCUCACCAGGCGCCUGUCUCAGUCCUCCCUGGAGAGUGCCACCAGCCCCUCGUGCUCCUAA